AAUCAGUGAUUCUCAACCACACCUGUAUAUUACAAUCAGAGGACUUCAACCAUUCCAGUGCCGCCACAGCACCCCAGAAGAGCACCUAACUUGGACUCCUUCUAGGGUGGCUGGCCAGGCAGCCAGCUUCCUGCAGUAUGUGUGCAUAUAUCAUCUAUGACUUCUAGGAUCCUACCGUGUUUAGAGGUUGAAGACUACUCAGCUCAUUGGAUGGACUGUCCAUUUGCUGUCUACUGUCAGUCACCCAUACAAAUGGUCUCAGUCCAUAUCCCUCCUGCUUUGAGGCUUGCAUUUGAGAGCUUGGGACAGUUGUUUGGCUGUGGACUUUGCCCAGCUCCACCCACCCUUCACCAAGCCCCAGCCCACCUCUUGAACUUUGAUGCUUGCAAUCAAGGAAGCUUUCAUGUAACUUCAGAGGGGCCACUCAUCUGUCAUGGAGGAGCCUGAACAGGACAUCAGGGAGAAGCUGGCAGAGCUGGUGCUUAAAGUAAGAAUUCACAACUCCAAAGAGAAUGACUUCAUUGAGAUUGAACUGCACAGACAGGAGCUGAGUUAUCAGAGCCUACUACAAGUGAGCUGUUGUGAGCUGGGGAUCCAUCCAGAGCAAGUGGAAAAGAUGAGGAAGCUGCCAAACACACUGCUCAGAAAGGACAAAGAUAUUCAAAGACUCAAGAACUUUCAGGAGAUAGAAGUCUUGGUGAAGAGCGGAAACUCUGAAUGGACUCAGCAUACAGCAUCACCUCUGACAGAGAGACCCUGCUACAACAGUGAAGCUGCAAAAAUGACUUACUAACUCCAGAACACAAGGGUCUGGCUGGAAUCACUGUCAAUAAGGCCUAGACCCAUGUGACAAUUUGGCUAACCCCAUUCAAACUUUGGACAAAUUCCUCAUUCCUAACCUCUGAGAAGGAAUUGUUUGACAAACACAGCUACAGUACCUAUGAGGCCCAGUUUAUUUUGAAGUGUUGCACCCCAACACUGACACUACUACUGAGCUGCACACAGGCCCCACUUACCUAUCAAACAGAAUGACUUAGGAUGUGAGUAAACAACUAACUUCUCAAGGCAGAGACGACCUGUGAGAACAGCUCUCAUCACUGUAGUUGAUGGCACCUUCACUAGCUUAAAGGUUGGUGGAUGUCAUAUCCCAAGCCAGUUUUCUGCAGUCUACUUUUGGAGUGUUUUAGAAGCCUGUGUCACUUUAUAGGCACCCAGCUGAAACUUCCUCUCUAAGCACCCACCACUCCUCAAAUAUCAAGUCACCUCUGGUCCCUGUGAGUUUAGAAUACCAGGGCUCCUCAGGGCCCAGCACACUGUUUGUAUUCCCAACUCAGAGCAGUUCCUCAUCACCAACUUCCCAGUAGCUGAGAUUUGAGGGAAAGGAAAUACACAGAGUGAGCACUAUCCAACUGCCAGAGGAAAAUGGUUUAUAUGGUAAUGUGAACCACUUCAUACUCCUGUACCUGCAAUGGAUGGUAUCCAGAACUCUAAGGGAAGGAGCACUGUAAAGAUAUGCAUUUUUGAAGUGUUCCAAGCCCACUAUUCCAGUAACAGCUGAUUAUGACUAGACAGGAUGGAUCCUCAAGUGACAACUCCCCUAACUGUGUUUUGCUUUCAACAGUACGGAAAAUGUAGGCAGGGGCCUGAGGUUCUUCAGAUUAAUAUCUAGAAAUCACCAUUUGCAGAACACUAAGAACUGUUUUUCAAUUAAUUUGUUUAAAAUAAUUUCUAAUUAAAACAACAAAUUAGGAGGGUAAUGCUAUUAUCCAGUGGCUACAGUUUGAACAGUAAUUCAACCACAAGGCUGAUGAGCAAAUUCUCACUUGCUCUAAGCAUACUAUACUAAUAAACAAAAUGGAGGGGGAAGAGGCACACAUGGGGCUCCAGUAGCCCAGAGGGCUUUAGAUUUUCUGCAUAGCUGAGGGAUGACCCUGAACCCUCGAACAUGCUGGAAUUACAGAUUCGAGAGCUUCAAGAGGAAGUACAAUUAAGUUUUACCUUGAAUGUAACAGGAAGCAACUUCACUAAAUAACUCCCAAACUGCUUUAAGAGAAAUGAACCAUCCAGAGAAGAACAUUAGACUAAGAAGCCCAGAACAUAUAUAGGUUACAAUAAAACCAACAUCCGACUCCAAUAUGCCCACACACAGCCUGCUUAUGUACAAUGAUGGAGACUGGUAUGUGCCUCCCUUUGUGCUGUGCUCACGGGAAGCAGUCCAGGUGCCGCUCACAGCAGCCAGAGGAGACAGCAACAGGUAAAGGGAGGUGCACAAGCAGCACCUGUUCUCUUCACCGAUCCACCCAUUAAGAUCCCCGGUUGGCCAGGCAGUGGUAGCACAUACCUUUCUUUAAUCCAAGCACACAGGAGGCAGAGAGGCAGGCAGAUCUGAGUCUGAGGCCCGCCUGGUCUACAGAGCCAGUGCCAGGAAAGCCAGGGCUGCACAGAGAAACCCUGCUUGAUAAAUGAAGCAAACCGCCACAACAAACCCAAAAACUAUCCUCAGCUCAUCUCAAAAGGACCAGGUCUCACCCGAGGAGUGGGAUGUGAUGGAACUGCUAGGAACUAAUGCUUGGCUUUGUGAACCCCUAGGCAUCCGCUGGGGUUUUUCAAAUCCUAAUGACUUUUUCUUAAAAACUAAACAUUUUUGUUAAUACUUUGUGGCACCUAACCCUUCCUUGAAAGGCUGCUUAGAAGCACCCUUUCUCAGGCUGCCAUAUGAAUGAAAGGAAAGAUAACACAUAGUGUGUGUAUGCCUUGUAUGAAGUGUAAGUGUGGUAGUGUACUUAUAACCUUGGGAGGACUACAAGCAAUUGGGAGAAAGGUUUCCAAGUUCCAAGCUAGCCCAGGCCACACAGUGAGACCAUUUAAAGAAUAAAAGGAGAAAGUGUGCCUUUUUAAUCUGCCAUGCACCGAGGUUAAUUUAGUAUGUUUAUUAGUCACUACCUACACCAAAACCUUUCCCACUUAAAAAAUUUUUUAUUAAGAAAUAGCAUAUACACAAAAGCACACAAACAUACAAUUCAAAAAGAAAAUAGCCCGCCCAUUCCUCUGAAAGCCCCUUUGCCCUCCAAGGUCAUUCUCAAAGUAGCAGCUAACUGUGAUUUGUAUGUCAAUUGUUUCAUGUUUCUCUUUCAUUUACCAUGAACCUCUUUUGACCUUUCCCAAAGUGAACCAUAAUGCAUAGAUCCUUCUGUGGCUUGCUUUUUGGGGAAAAUAUUACAUCUUGAGUCAUCCAUGGUCACAUGUAGAGCCGGAAGUUCAUGUUCAUGCCAGUGAAUUCCGUGGUGGGGAUGUGUCACACUAGUAUCUUCCCAGGGUUUUGUUGGUUUGGGUUUUCUUUUCUUCAUUACACAAGAUGACAUUAAGACAUUUGUUCAUCCAUCUCCUGGCAAUAUUUAAGAGUUUCUCAAGAGUAUGUACCUAGGGCUGAGUACAGCACACUUAGCUGUGCCAAACUGUUUCCAAAGUUGCUCCUAAACAACCUGUUGAUAGACAACUGAUCUACUGGGGAUGGCUGAGGGGAAGAAAUAGAUCAACUAUGAAACUCUGGAAAUGCAUCUUAAUAAAAAAUCAUUAAUUCUGA
This is a messenger RNA of Mesocricetus auratus (golden hamster), 3583 nucleotides long. It is a transcript of the gene Ankrd40cl, whose product is annotated as ANKRD40 C-terminal like. The transcript is spliced from 3 exons. The record is from RefSeq and is a predicted model, not a curated record. The coding region runs from base 434 to 793 and encodes 119 amino acids. Lineage: Eukaryota; Metazoa; Chordata; Mammalia; Rodentia; Cricetidae.